Messenger RNA from Saprolegnia parasitica CBS 223.65, 926 nucleotides. RefSeq lists its product as hypothetical. Gene Ontology annotation, cellular component: EMC complex. Gene Ontology annotation, biological process: protein folding in endoplasmic reticulum. NCBI's taxonomy places the organism in Eukaryota, Oomycota, Saprolegniomycetes, Saprolegniales, Saprolegniaceae. The coding region runs from base 42 to 926 and encodes 294 amino acids. The record is from RefSeq and is a predicted model, not a curated record. The transcript is spliced from 4 exons. Gene Ontology annotation, molecular function: protein binding.
GCCUGAAGGAUUUGGAGAACCGGCGGCUGACGACGGGCGAGAUGGACGUGUACGAAGCAAAGCUGGCGGCGGCCGCGCAUGGCGACCGCGAGAAGGGCCUCGAGCUGCUCGAGUUCGUGCGCAAGGAGAAGCUCCGCGUGCCCGACGUGGUCGUCAAGGUCGGCCAGGCGCUCGUCGCCCGCGGUGGCCUCGGCGACGCGCUCUGGACGAUCCACGAGCAAGUGCUCAUCGCCGCGCUCGACCUUGGCGCUAUGGACGUUGUCGACUCUACCUUCCUCGCGCUCAAGAACAAGUUCCCAGACUCGUCCCGCGUGCUUCGCCUCGAAGGCAUGAUCUUUGAGGCGCAAGGCAAGUACGCGCAGGCCGACGCGCUCUACAAGGACAUUUUGGCCAAGAACCCGGCCAACAUGCUCGUGAUGAAGCGCCAGGUAUCGCUGCUGCGGGCCCAAGGUCGCACGGAGGACGCGAUCACGAAGCUCAACGCGCUCUUGCGCUGCUUCCAGACGGAUGCUGGCGCGUGGUGCGAGCUCUCGGAGCUGUACCUGAGCCUCGGCAACUACAAGCACGCUGCCUUUUGCUACGAGGAGCUCAUUCUGCUCAACCCGCUCGACGCGCUCAACCAUACGCGCCUGGCCGAGCUCUACGUCACGAUCGGCGGCCUCGACAACCUCCGGACGGCGCGCAAGCACUUUGCCCACGCGCUCGACUUGAACGCGCAAAGCACGCGCGGGCUCGUCGGCCUCGUCAUGUGCACGAGCGCGAUUGCGUCGACCAAGACGGCGCGCCCCGAGAAGGACGACCGCGAGCUCAACGCGCGUCUGCACCAGUUUGCGCUCCAGAAGUUGCGGGGCGUCUACGCCGAGCUCCCGACGGCGGCCGCCGUCAACGCGGCCCUCACCAGCACGACGGCAGCCUUUGACGAAUAG